AUGUCCGCAAAAGCCGCCGUCACGCAAAUAGUCAAACUCGUCGUCCCCGCUGGGAAGGCUACGCCUUCGCCUCCUGUUGGUCCCGCGCUUGGUGCGCGUGCAGUCAAGGCGAUUGACUUUUGCAAGGAGUUCAACGCGCGCACAGCACACUUCAAGCCCGACGUACCCCUCCCGACCCUCAUCACGAUCAACCCCGACCGCUCGUUCAGCUUUACCUUCCGCACGCCGACCGUGUCAUACCUCCUCAAGAAGGCCGCCAAGAUCGACAAGGGGACUGGUAUGCCCGGGACUGAUAUCGUCGGCACCGUGUCACUCAAGCACGUUUACGAGAUUGCCAAGAUCAAGUGCAAUGAGGAGGCUAUGAAGGCACUCGGUGAGGAGAGGGUUGCGCGCGGGAUUAUUGGAAGCGCGCGUACCCUCGGUAUCGAGGUCGUGCCGUAG
Messenger RNA from Cutaneotrichosporon cavernicola, 441 nucleotides. RefSeq lists its product as uncharacterized. Gene Ontology annotation, biological process: translation. The transcript has 3 exons. The record is from RefSeq and is a predicted model, not a curated record. The coding region runs from base 1 to 441 and encodes 146 amino acids. Gene Ontology annotation, molecular function: structural constituent of ribosome; large ribosomal subunit rRNA binding. Gene Ontology annotation, cellular component: mitochondrial large ribosomal subunit; ribosome. NCBI's taxonomy places the organism in Eukaryota, Fungi, Basidiomycota, Tremellomycetes, Trichosporonales, Trichosporonaceae.